CCACAGAAAAAUAGUACGCUGGAGAUUUCGUCUGGUAAAAUCGCGUUCACUGUCCCUGCGACUGUGGAAAGCCAGCGCUGGUUGUUUGCGAGCCCGUUUUACAGGAAUCCGAUGGUCGUUUGAUCGGUAUACAUCUCGGGAUCGAACGCGUCGAUCGCAUUUCAAUUUGGUGUAAAGGCGAAUCCGGACGUCGAGGUGGGCUUGUCGGCGCAGUGGGCCAGUGCGCAUCGGUGGACCGAAACACGGAGCCGAGAUCAGUGGGAGAGUCGAGAGUGUAAUGUCUGAUAAGACGAGCGAUGGACAGCCGUGCGAGCGCGUGAUCCUACCUUUGCUUUUGACAGUUCACCUUCCCUGAAAAGUGACUCGAAUCGUCGAACGGGCCCAUCCGCGAGCAGCAGUCGUGUUGCGCCUAAUAUGUUCGUGCCAAUGUGCCAUUGAUCCAGGCGGACUGACGGAGGACUGAUUCAGAUAAUCGCAGGCAGCGCACCAGAGAAAAGCACAAGUGGUCGUUCGUUCGUGUGUGUCGCGCGUUCCGUUCCGUAUAGUCGUGACCACCUACGUGUCUUUGACUCAUAGUAUAGAAAUAUCAACCAGGAAAAUCUACCUCCGUACCAGACUAAUAACAGUCAGUAUCUGUCAUUACAUUUUCCCACUGACAAACAAAGGCGGCUAGUUUUAGCGCUGCCUUCAACCACUGGAUAUAUAAUAUUGUCUCUCUCUCUUCCUCUCUGUCGUUCUUGUUCUCGUGGAACGAAGAAACAGAAUGGAGGCGAUAGCAAAGCAUGAUUUUACGGCUACCGCCGAGGAUGAGCUUAGUUUUCGAAGGAGCCAAAUCCUCAAGAUUCUAAAUAUGGAGGAUGACAUGAACUGGUACAGAGCUGAACUAGAUUCCAGAGAAGGACUCAUUCCAAGUAACUACAUAGAAAUGAAAAACCACGAUUGGUAUUAUGGAAGGAUAACCAGAGCAGAUGCAGAGAGACUAUUAAUGAACAAACAAGAAGGCGCUUUUCUUAUUAGAAUUAGUGAAAGUUCGCCUGGUGAUUUCUCUUUGUCUGUUAAGUGUUCAGAUGGUGUUCAACACUUCAAAGUAUUGAGGGAUGCCCAAGGAAAAUUUUUCUUGUGGGUGGUCAAAUUUAACAGUCUUAACGAAUUAGUAGAAUAUCAUCGUACGGCAUCCGUUUCUCGCUCGCAAGAUGUUAAACUACGAGAUAUGAUCCCAGAAGAAUGCCUAGUACAAGCGUUAUACGAUUUCAUGCCACAAGAACCUGGUGAACUCGAGUUUAAACGAGGUGAUGUAAUUACUGUAACUGACCGUACGGAUCAACAUUGGUGGCAUGGAGAAAUUGGUAACAGACGAGGCUUGUUCCCAUCUACGUACGUCACUCCUUAUCACUCCUAGAAUAAAAUGAUCGUUGAUUUUAGGCCUGAUAUCGCGCACACACAGGCCAGAAGCAUCGGCCACCAUGUCCCACCACUACUAUACACAGAAUCAGAGCUGGAGCAGAAUUAAUCAAGAAAAUUUUGCAAACUCCGCCUAUCGAAUGGGCUACCAGGAUGCAUUGGUGGUCUAGACGUCGAGUUUUUAGCUUGGCUUGAUACACCAUUAGUACUCUUUAUCGGUCUCAUUGAAAAAGCUUCUCCUUAUUUAGUAACACAAAUGCACAGACGUAGAGUUUUAUUGUGUAGCAGAUAGAUAGCAAGGUAGCAAGGUUUUUUUUAGUUUACAAUUCAGAUCGGCAGGAGAAUUUUUCACUGAGACUGAUAUUACUACUCGAAUUUAUUAAUAGUCAUUAUGCGUGUAAAAUAGACACAUCCCAUAAGCAUCUCAUAUUUCAGUUUCACAAGUAAUCGAGUAGAGAGUAGAUCUGAAAAUACAUUCAUAACAUUUACGUGUGACAAACGAAUCGUGGAGUGGUGUUUCCUAUUUCUUGGUAGUCCAUUAAUGGAGUGUUCAAACGCGAAGGUAUAAUAUUGACCUUGUGUGUACAUCGGUUAACAAGAAGCACCGGCCAUAUUAAACGAAAAAUACAUACUGUUUCGAAAGUCGAAUUUAACGUAAGGCUGGCGUAAACACUGUAUUUUUCGAUACGAGAAUUUGCUGUUCGAAGAACGGGUGACCUUCGUGAUAAAGAGCCUAGUACGCGAGGUACAAGAACUUUAUAUAGAUAUAGCAUUAAAACGCGUCGCCUUUUGGCAUAAAAUGCACACUAUGCCUCUAUGUUGUGGAUAUUUUUACAAGUAAGAAGAGGAAGAUAAUAUUCCUCGAACGAUUGAGACAAAUCUGAUGCUGAUGUAUCAGAUAUACUUGCUGUGUAUCAUAUAAUAUAGACUUGUACUUUCAGACUGUACGUUGAGUAAUCGUUCAGACAAGAUUCGAGGGAAAUGUUUUUUUAAGUAUUAGCGAAGAUACAUUUGCAAUUUCUGUAACGCCGUCUCGUGGGUCGAACUUUUCUCGAUUGGAAAAUUUUAUUUUUCUGAUUACUACCUGCUGUCCUAUGAAACAAACUUUUCUUUCUCGAAAUAUAUCAUGGUGUUUUUUGAGAUUUUACGACAGAGAGAAACAAACAAAAAUGCCAAUUUUACACGAACAUGGUACGUGUUAUACAUAUACAUAUAUUAAUGGGACUCGAGUACAACGAGCGACUGAAUUAUUCUUUGUAACGCGUCAGAAAUAAAUUAGCGAAUCAAGUAAAACAUAGAAUCCAGAUGAAUUUGUGUUCCGUAAUGCAUUUUUUUAACACAUACCAAAACAUGAUAUAAUUCCGAAAAUUGGUCAUGCGAAAUAGACUUGUCUGUAUAACGUGAAACAUGUAAUUUUUAAAAGAA
Molecule: messenger RNA, 2826 nt
Organism: Megalopta genalis
Lineage: Eukaryota; Metazoa; Arthropoda; Insecta; Hymenoptera; Halictidae
Gene: drk
Product: growth factor receptor-bound protein 2 drk
Molecular function (GO): protein binding
Source: RefSeq, a predicted model, not a curated record